Desarmillaria tabescens is the source of this 1605-nucleotide messenger RNA. RefSeq names its product ATP-utilizing phosphoenolpyruvate carboxykinase. Gene Ontology annotation, biological process: gluconeogenesis. Gene Ontology annotation, cellular component: cytosol. The transcript has 6 exons. Bases 1 to 1605 code for a protein of 534 amino acids. The record is from RefSeq and is a predicted model, not a curated record. NCBI's taxonomy places the organism in Eukaryota, Fungi, Basidiomycota, Agaricomycetes, Agaricales, Physalacriaceae. Gene Ontology annotation, molecular function: phosphoenolpyruvate carboxykinase (ATP) activity; ATP binding.
AUGGCCCCUCACCAUACCCCCUAUGUCACUCCCCAUAUCCUCCACAAGAACUAUGCUCAGGCCCACGACUCUGAACAGUUUGGUUCUCUAAUUGGCCAGGACCUCGACUACUUUUCUCAAGCAGGUUUCGACAUGGACCGCAUCUCCAUCAAGCGAAAUGCUCCCGUCGCCCUGCUCUACGAAGACGCCAUUCGCAACGAGGGCGCCAUCAUUUCCUCCUCAGGUGCCCUCAUCAACUUUUCCGGAAAAAAGACCGGUCGCUCCCCCAAGGACAAGCGUAUUGUCUAUGAGGACACUUCCAAGGACGAUAUUUGGUGGGGUUCAGUCAACAUCAAGAUGGAUGAACAUACUUUUGAGAUCAACCGAGAACGUGCCAUCGAUUACCUCAACACUCGUGACAACGUCUACGUCUUUGACGGUUACGCUGGCUGGGAUCCCAAGUACCGAAUCAAGGUCCGGGUCAUCUGUGCCCGCGCCUAUCAUGCCCUCUUCAUGAAUAACAUGCUCAUCCGUCCCACCGAGGAACAACUCGCAGACUUUGGCGAACCCGACUUUAUCAUCUACAAUGCCGGCCAGUUCCCUGCCAACCGUUUCACAAAGGGCAUGUCUUCUACAACCUCGGUCGAAAUCAACUUUAAGCGUAUGGAAAUGGUCAUUUUGGGUACCGAGUACGCCGGUGAGAUGAAAAAGGGUGUAUUCUCAGUCAUGCACUACCUCCAGCCUAUCAAGUUUGGUCAACUCUCUCUUCACUCUUCUGCCAACGUCGGCAUCGAACACGGUGACGUCACUCUCUUUUUCGGUCUUUCUGGCACCGGCAAGACCACCCUUUCGGCCGACCCUAACCGACUUCUCAUCGGUGAUGAUGAGCACGUAUGGAGCGACACCGGCGUCUUCAACAUCGAAGGCGGCUGUUACGCAAAGUGCAUCAACCUCUCGGCCGAAAAGGAACCAGAAAUCUUCAACGCCAUUCGUUUCGGCUCCAUCCUCGAGAACGUCGUCUACAACCCCGUCUCCCGAGUUCCCGACUAUGACGACUACAUUCCCAACGCAAAGAUUCCCUGUGUUGUCGAACGCCAGCCCUCCAACAUCAUCAUGCUCACCUGCGACGCCUUUGGUGUCCUUCCCCCCGUCUCAAAGCUCACCCCAGAGCAAGCAUCUUACCAUUUCCUUGCUGGCUACACCUCAAAGACUCCCGGUACCGAAGACGGUGUCCUCGAACCCAUCCCCACCUUUUCCACCUGCUAUUCCGCUCCCUUUAUCGUCCUCCACCCCGGUCGUUACGCAGAGAUGCUUGCUGAGCGCAUGUCGAAACACAAUGUCGACUGCUGGCUCAUCAACACUGGCUGGACCGGCGGCAAGUUUGGCACAGGCUCCCGUUGCCCUCUCAAGUUUACCCGUACCAUCAUCAACGCCAUACAUUCCGGCUCUCUCAAGGAUGCAGAGUACGAAAAAUUUGGCGUCUUUGGCCUCAGCAUUCCCACCAGCGUCGAGGGUGUCCCGAGGGAAAUUCUCAACCCCGAACUCGCCUGGAAGGACAAGGAGGCGUUCAAGGAGGGAGCUUGUCAAGCUCGCUGGUAUGUUCAAGAAGGCCUUUGCGUUGUAUGA